UCAACCUCUUUGCAUAUUUGGAAAAUUGUUCGAGAUGAAAAACGUCAUGAAAAAAUAUAAUAUUACGAAAAAUGCUUAAAUAAAAACAAAUGAAGUUCUUUAAACUGUGCUUGAUAAACAGAAAGGAGUGUAGUAUUCAAAUAGUUUGUGUAGCGCUGUCGUGGAUGCAAAACAACUGAAAGGUUUGGCGAAUACCUCUAGUAUUGUCAAAUAGGUACACAAAAAACUUUCCAGCUGGUGCGAUUUGUGAAGUUGGUGCCGCAAUAUUUCUUGCGAUAAAUUAAGUGGAUAAACCACAAAACAUAAGACAUUGAACUCGUUGAUUACCCGAAAAAAUUAUUUUGAUUCGGACUUGAUGCAAAAAAUCACUGUGUACAUAUAAUAAAUCUUCCGUUCCCCUUUCCUAACGUGGCCAAAACUCGAUAAGGUGAGCGUGAUAUGAUUUUGGUUUUGAUGACGCAUUCACGAUAAUAAACUGAGGUGCAGCUCAAGUACUUUGAAACACAUUAACUUUAAAUACAAUAAAGGUGAGAGAAUUUAUAAGACAUGGCAGGCAUUCCCCCAAUACCGCCGCUACUUUGCAACACUCCGCCACCAAUAGAUUUUGGUGAAGAGGAUGACGAUUCCGGUUUGCCACCCACGUUAACUCUCGAAGAUGAAGAUGAUUAUGCUGAUUUUGCGUUGGGUACAGACAUAAAUGAGGAUACAACUAACGCUGAAGUAUCUUCGUUACCCCGCACACCAUUACAGUUUGAACUAAGCUCAUCAACAACCAGCGGUUUUACGGAUAUCCCACCCGCUUUAGAAGAUCUUGGCCCUAUAUCAUUAAAUUCUUCUGAAUUUAACAAUUCUACAGCAAAUCAAGAAGUCAAAACGCAGACACAGCUUAAUGAAGCGUUCAAUUAUAAUGUAACGCAGAAAUUUGCAUUAGACAGCGACUACACUGAAACUACAGGCACUGAAGGAGAACUAAAACCUAUUAAUAAUUCAGAUGCACCGUCUGCGCAGAAAUUUGUUACUGAUUGUAAACAGUUAGAUUCUGAUGCUAACGAAGCGAAAGAAAAAACAACUACAUCCACCACCCAAACCCAACCUUUAAGCGUCGCAGUAAUCUUAUCUGAAAUUACAGCUAAACCAGAUAGUCAAAUCGAAGAUUCUGAUGUAGCAGCAAAAGAUCUGGAAACUGAAGUAAAAAAGGAUUUCAUGCCAACAAAUUCAGAAAGUCCUCCCCCAUUACCUGAGCUGGUGUUACUAGAAGAUUUGGACGAUGACAGUAGCGAUGAGGAGUGUCAUCGUUCCCCAAAAAAGUCGCCUAUAUCACCAACGGCACCUUUGGAGGACCAUGUUGAUAAUGAUUCGGAAGAUUUUUUUGCAAUUCACCUCGUAAACACGCCGCCUUCACCAAAAGAAGAAAAAAUUUCAACGCUUGCAGAUGAUAUAAAUAUGAAUAACUCUUCAAACCACAAUAAUAACAUCACGAAUGAUUUACCAAAAACGGAAAAUGUAAAUUUAAAUGGUAGAGAGGAGCAGGAUGAUGAUUUCGGUGACUUUGCCGAUUUCGAAACGGCAUCCAAUUUCAUAAAUCCCCCAGAUAAUGGCGGAUUAGUUACGACUGAUUUGAUUACGACAUCGGUCGUUGAUAGCAACCAAAAUAUGCGGGAUUUAGUAGAGCCACCCGCAGAUACUGCUAUCAUAGCCGAGGAUGACGACGAUUUUGAUGAUUUUCAAAACUUUUCUUCAGCUCCAGCGCCAACACCGACACCGACUGUUGUACCAAUCAUAUCAGCACCGAAUUCUUUAAGCAUAACAGUGGAACACAAUAACAACAAUGCGCAAUCAGCAGCAUUAAAAACUGGUGGUGUUGAAGAAAACGAAUUUGAAGCAAAUUCGUUCGACAAUGACGAUGAUGAUGACUUUGGCGAUUUCGAAGAGGCUUCAUAUGAAACACCUGCAACUCAAAUCACUGCUACCACACCAGCUGUACAAACACCAACAAAAUUGUCAACGCAAACUACCGCCAACGGCAAUAUAGGUGAUCGCUUAGGUACAGUACUAAAAAUAAUGUUUCCAACCGAAGAGGCAAGUCCAGUUGAUGAUGAUGAGUUGCAACAAGCAGCAAAGGUCAACAAAAUAAACGAUACACUUCCCUUCGAAGCAAUAGAAGCUGCCAAAGCCUUAGAAUUUCAAUGGCCACAAUCCGAAAUGCGACACGCUCUUAUACGUUCGAUUGGCAUUGAUUCGAGAAAUAUUCUCUUCGGUGACAAUUGGAAUCCAUCAAUGCCACGUUUCGCUGCCAAUCUCAGUUUUAAUCCACUAAAACCCAUGAAACCACAAACAACCAUCGCUGUGCCAAACACAACAUAUGCCGAUGCCGAUUCAAUGCAAUAUAGCAUAAAUAAUAGCGGCAGCGCUGCCGAGCCGGACAUGGGCAACUAUGCGAAGAAAAUGGAUGUACCUGAUGUUGAAUUCGAUUGGCAAGGUGCCGGUUUGGUGAAUCCACUUGACGCAUCACAUGUUCACACUUUACUAUUGGAUCUAGACCAAGUUAUGGUGAUGGCUACUAAGCUUGAUAACUUAACUGUUGAUUCCUCCUCCUCCUCCUUCUCUGCAUGUGCAACGUUGGAACAAAUUGCAACUACAACAACAACUACUACUAUCACUAACAACAAUACAACCGCUAAUAACAACUUAAUUAAACAAAUGCAACGGCUUAAUUUAACGCCAAAAACUACUAACACAACAACAACAAUAAUAACAACGCCCACUUGGGCUGCCACCGCUCAAUCAUGCUCAUUAUUAUCUGCACCAACAUCAUUAUCAUCAUCGUUGCCAUCAUCAUCAUCACAAUCACCAUCACCAUCAUUACUAAACAAUUAUAAUGCAACUAUAUGCGCCAAUUCAACGCACAUUUUCUAUCCAAAUGCUAAACAACAACACGCUACUAACACUUACGCAAAUGUCUGCACCUCACAAAAUCUCCAAACGAAUGCACUGACACAUGCAAACGCUGGUCGCAAUGCUUUGCCUCCACCAAACACAAACGAUUCACCACCGCAAACGCUUGUCGCUCACGGUCCCGUUGGAAAUAUCAACAACACCACCGUUGAAUCGUUUUUGUAUUUAAACAAUUUUACUAAUCACUUUUUGGCUAUUAAUCAAAAUCAUACAACUGCCAUGAACAACAAAAUUACGUACAACAACGACAACAACAAUAAACUUUCUUUAAAUGCAAAUUCAACAAUACGUUUUGCAAUGCCAAAUCCCAAAACUACUGAAUCAUCGAACGCAACGGUGAAAUGCGCCGAUUUUUGUAAUAAUUUUAUCAUCCCAAAUAAACCACUGGAAUGUGUCAACUUCCACUCGAACCCAAAUCGCUUACUGGACUGUAGUAGGGCCAAGGGCGAGACAAACGCGCGAGAGACUGAAGCGGUUCAGCCGCCGCCGCCUGUUGCACGGCUUGAUACACCCGAUGACGAGCAUCAAUCGCAUACAACCGCUACAAACGUCGGCGUUAACAUUUCAGAAACCUUAAGCAAAAACGAUAACGAACUGACGGCAACGCCAACCAGAGACGCUUGUCCGUCGCCAUUAGCACUGGACAAUGCCGCAUAUCAGUUCACAACAGCCGAAUCAGGCAUUAACAGCAUCAGUAGCAGCACGUCUGGCAGUAGUAUCAAUAACAGCAAACCCUAUGACAAUAGUAAAACUAUGACAACAUUACGUUUGGGCGCUAAUAUCGUCGUGGAUGAUGACGACGAAACGGUGGUGACGUCCACCUAUGCGGGACCCUUGAAGGAGACACACAUUUAUACGCCAUCGAAGACCGAUGUGGCUAUAACUAUGAAAGCGGGCAAAGCUGCUGUCGGCGGAAGUGAGCCGAUUGAUUUUGACUAUGAAAUUGCUGCAGCGGGUAUAAUCAUCGAUGAGAAAGUGGUGAAGAAAGAGUAUCGCGAUGUUGAAUACAAUCCCGGCUUUAGCCUGGAGAUGGUUGCUGAAUACACCGGUGAGUUGCCCAUGGGCGCACCGUCAACGUUAGUCAGUGAGCCUAGUGCCGUGAGUGUGCAAAUACCAGCACAACAACAAACAACCGAAUUCGACACCGAUGAGUUUACCGAGUUCACGGAGUUUCAGUCAGUACCACCCCCUCCAAAGGCAACUGUGCCUGCGGCAGAUACACAUUUUGGCAACAGUUUAUCUGCCAGUACAAUAACGUCCAAGUUCCCCGCGGAAAUAAAUGCUAAAACAACACUCAAUACCCUACCAGCCGUCCUGCCCGCAGCCGUUUCCAAGACAAAAGAAACUAGUAAUACACCAAGUCGUACGAGCUCGCCGUCGGUAGUUGACAAUAUGAUACUCAGUCCAGCCAUACUGUUGCCACAAGCUAUACCCAUCAGCACAAAUAAUACGGCGACAUCGAAGACCACACCAACCAUUGAAUGGGGUGACUCAACGGCCAAUAUUAAUCCCGAUGAAUUGGCGCGUAUUGAAGAGCUCUUCGCACAGCCCAAAAUACCGGCUGCGGCCAAAGAUGUGAACACUUCGCAAAAAGCAUCGCCACUACAUACCUAUGCGGAAAAGCAUACGAAAAAUAACUCGAUCUCUAUAAGCGCUUCGGUAGCGUUGAAGGAGCAGGACUCCACACUCAACGAUGACUACUGGUCGGAGUUUGUGUCGGUGCCGGUGACGCCACAAUUGCCAACUAAUGCAAGUCGCCUCAACAACAACAACAAUAAUAACAAUAAUAGCAAUAACAAAAGCAACAAUAACAAUCAAUUGGUCAUAACGCCAAAGCGCAUAACCGAUGUGCAUAUCAACAGUGCCAACAACAGCAAUAAUGCAAUGCGCUCGCCGCGUCACCAACAACCAAACAUCAACGCCCAACGCACGCUAACGCCAACACCACAACACAAGUCAACUGCGCAUGCAUCCGCAAACAGUGCGCACAUUAGCGCCCGUAGUAAUGCCUAUAACAGCAAUAGCAACACCAACAGUAACAGUAACGAUGAUGACUGGUCCGACUUCGUGUCGAGCACACCAACACCUACGUCAGCCGCCACACAACAACAGCACGUCGCAUCGUACAUGCCCGCCACACAUGCGCCCCAAUUUAACAGCGCCGCCUGGCAAAACGCAAACUUCUACAAUAAUCCGCUCGGUCUGUACCACCAGCAGGCGGCCAUACAGACGCGCACAUCACCCUUAACGCCGCAGCAGCAACAGUUGCAACUACAACAACAAAUACAUAUAAUGCAGGAUUUCUCCACGGCGCCUGUAACAAACCGUCCACAAAACGCUCUGAAUAACAGCAAUAAUGCCAAUGUGAAUCAUAUGCAACAACAUUCCAAUACAACAUACUCACCACUACAGGUGGGCAGUGCUCGUGUGGCGCCGAGCAUUUCACUAAUACCCGAUUUGGGUUUUGUGGCGCCCGCUUUGCCCGUGCAUACCGCUUUCGUCAAUGUGCUGCCGAAGACGAGUUUUAAUAGCAAGAAAUGACGUUUAUUAAAUUGCGAGCAGACGCACAAUCGCGGUCGCACAACGCUGGCACAUUCCUAUCGAACGCACUUACCAAACGCUAGUCCCGUUACAGCUGCUGCCACCACAACCAUUCACGAUAUCCUCACAUAGAGUCACCUGCAAGGCGUUAUCAUCACACAACUGCGCUACUUAUAGUUUAAAGUGAAGAAAUGUGAAAAGUGAGAUUUUAGAUGUGAAAUUGGCAAAAUAACGAAAUUAUGUCGCAAGUGCGUAAAUCCUUAGCAGCAUUGCACCAAUCGGCUGAAGCGAAAAGGAUUUUUUUCUGUUAUUACCUUUAGAUCGUUGCUUAGCUUAGUAAAAUUAGGUCACUUAGUUACAUGAAUGCUAUUACUUACAUACAUAUGUACAUAUGUGUACCAUAGUUUCCCUUUCCCCUCAACUUUUUCCAUUAACGCUUGUUAACCAAACUGAAUGUGCUGCGCUUUUUAUAUACCCAGCGGCGUAUAAACUGUUAAAUAUACAUACGUUUGAUUAAAGUUGGGGACAAAAAAUAUAUUAUUAUUUUAUUUAUUUUUUAUUUAUUUUUUAUUUUUUUAUAUUUUUUUAUGUUUUUUUUAUUUUUAUUUUUUUUAUUAUUUUUUUUUGUCCUAUUUUUUUUAUUAUUUUUAUUAUGUUUUAUUUUUUCAAGAUAUUGACGCGCGCUGUUGUGACAAGUUCGACUUCCGACAUUUUCCUCGUCGUUAGCAUCCAAAAUUCUCUACUGCAGAGGCAUUUUUUUGCUUUUCUGCGAUUUUAAAAAUUUUUCAAGUCAUUUGAUGUCGAUAAAAAUCACAGGUUUUACAAAGGUUGUAAUCAUUAGUAAUGUUUUCUCUGAAAAUGUUACGGGUUUAGAGCCCUGCCAACCCUCUGAGCAAGUUCUAAAAUUAUUAUCCACAAAUAUUAUAAUAAUUUUCUCUGCAAAUAUUAAGCCCUGCCAACCCUCUGAUAAUCCAAAGUUAUACUAGGUACUUUCAAAACUUCAACCGUUAUAUUGUUUGUAAGUUUUAAAAUUAUGCAAUCAAAAAAACCGUUAUCUAUAUAUUAUAAACCCUGGGCCCUGCCAACCCUCUGAUAAUCCAAAGUUAUACUACUUUCGAAAACUUCAACCGUUAUAUUGUUUGCAUUGCUGCGGCGCCACUCCCAGAUGAAGUUGAGAAGUUACGAAUAAAGUGAUAUUUUAAACAAUUAUUGGCCUGAAAAAUUCUCUUGACAGUAUUCAAAUGAUAUAAACUCAUAUAAUAUAUGUCACAAAAGAGAUUGCGCUAUAUUUAUGUAGUUAAUUGCAGCGAUUACCAAGUCUAAACGACCAUUAACACGAACCAGUGUUUAUUUUACGAUAUUGAUUUUAUAAGCGCAGCGCGUGGCGUAGUCGAUGAAAAUGCACUAAUAUUAUAUAACGGUACAGUAUAAUAUAAACAUACGACUGUUAUGUAUGGCAACCUCUACAAGCAUAAAACUACUUGGCUCAGUUCCAUAAAUUUUACAAAAACAAAAGUCAGCAUUAACAGUGGUUGAUUAGGCAACAUUAAGAUAAUAAUAGAAAUGGCAUGAUCAAUGCUUCACAACACUACAAAUAUAUUUAUAGAUUUUUGUUAGCGAACUGUCUACUUAUUUAGCGUGUAUUAUGUCUGUUUUGCAAAUGGAGACAACUGCUCUUUGUAUGGUUAAUAAGUUAGGGUGAUUAAAUAAUUGUUUGCAUUGUCGUAGUCGUGUAAAUUUUUACUAUGUAGUAUGUGUAAAAACAACAACAAUAAUAAAUUGAAUGAAACUAUUGGAAAUUAUGUAUGUAUAAAACACAGUUAAUAUAGACACAUUUGUUGCGGGGCGAUUCAGAGAGCUCUACUUAAAUAUAGUACCUAAAUAUUGUAGCCUAUGCAAAACAAAAGACCAGUAUUCCAUAACAAACAGAAAAAAAGAAAAUAAAUAAAAUAAAAAUAGCAAAAUGACAUUAAAAAUGUUAAGCAUCUAAUACACAGGUGUGUCAACUUUCUGCAUCGGUUAUCAAGAAGCAGAAGCAGUAACUAUGUAUGUGUAUGGAAUAUAUCCGCAUGGAUUUGGAUAUAAAUACAAACUAUAUACCCAAAAAAAAAUAACUACACACAGCAAUAUUAUGUGUGUGUGUAUGUAAUUGUACUUAAACUCCAAUGGGAGCAUUAAGCAUUCAUUAUUGAUAAUUAAUAAAAUAUAUACAUAUUUAUUUUCGGUUGAUUUUAUUAUAUGGCAAAAAGCUUUUGAUUUUAAUACAUAAACAAUAAUUGAGUAAAUAAAUAAGCUUAAACGUUUUGGAAAAAUAUAUUAUUCGA
Molecule: messenger RNA, 7820 nt
Organism: Bactrocera neohumeralis
Lineage: Eukaryota; Metazoa; Arthropoda; Insecta; Diptera; Tephritidae
Gene: Afti
Product: probable serine/threonine-protein kinase DDB_G0282963
Exons: 8
Coding region: 547-5496 (1649 amino acids)
Biological process (GO): intracellular transport
Cellular component (GO): AP-1 adaptor complex; trans-Golgi network membrane
Molecular function (GO): clathrin binding
Source: RefSeq, a predicted model, not a curated record